UCGGGUUGCUGACUUUGCAAUGGUUGCAAGGAAUGGAUUUAGCAGAAACUGCACGAGCAACUCCGUCUGCCGCUGUAGUCCAAUUGGGAACAUGAGAAAGUUGUACACUGCAAAUUGUUCAAAUCUGGGAAUCACACAAGUUCCGAUAACUCGACCCGAUGUUGUCAUUCUCCUGUUACAACACAACAACAUCACUUCUUUGACAACAUCCUUCAGUCCUUCACUUUACAAACUUGAUCUAUCUUACAACAAAAUUCAAAAUUUUUCGGAUGGUGCGUUCGCAAAUUUAACACGGUUAAAAACAUUGAUUUUAGAAGGAAAUAACCUUGACCUUGACGAAAGUGUUUAUCGGUCAAGAGUCUUUCGAGAAUUAAAAGCUUUACGUGAACUUAAUAUCAAGAACUGUACAAGUAAUGGAAUCCAUAAAUUUCCACAGAGAAUCUGGAGGUAUCUCUCCUCAAUUCAGAUUCUUAGAAUUGAUAUCGUAUCUCCCUCACAAUUUGGACGGCCGUUUCGGUUCUUGACUUCUUUGAGAGAACUGGACGUAUCAGGUGUGACGGGUUUCUGCUCUAUAGGAGCAAUGACAAAGAGUUUCCUCGUAAAUAUGCCACACUUGGAAAUCAUUGACGUGUCUGCUUGUAAAGUGACUUCAUUUUCAAAUGAUGCAUUCAUUACACAAAGAAAUCUUACCAUUUUGAAUAUUUCCUACAACGAAAGGCUUACUUUUGCAGGUUUUGAAAAUCUUUCUCGUAGUUUACAGUUUUCUAAAAUUAAGGUGCUCAAAGCCAACAAAAUCCACUGCACGUUUGGAAUAGGAACUAUGUUACAGGUCAGUGACAUCAUACACUUUAAAAACACAAGCCUUGAAGAGCUCUUUUUAGAGAACAACAGAUUGGCUCUUGUAGAAAUGAAUGUGAUUAAGUUCUUCCCCCCUUCUCUAAAAACUAUUUCGUUUGUCAAAAAUAGACUGACUAUAGGUCUUUACUUACUGGAGAUUAAUUUUUUCUUAAGCUUAGAAAAAGUGGAUGCAUCUUUUCAGUAUAUUUCCCCUCCCUUUGUGGAAAUAAUGGACGCGUUCUAUUGUCAGAAUCCAGUACGCAUGUGCAAGAAUACAAUGGACGAAUUUUCUCUGAAAUUUGAGAAAAUGUCGAAGAAUUUUUCAAUUCAACAUUUUGAUCCUAAGAUAUCGUUGCCAAGAAAUUUACGAAAGGUCAUUCUAAGGAGGAAUGGUUUUACGACAUCUAUUCUUGGAACACGAUUCCAUCCAGACAAUAAUAUUACAUACCUUGACAUGUCUCAAAACCCAAUAACAAGCUUUACUGGUCCCCUUCAAGGAUUAAACCAGUUAAAAUAUUGGGAUCUUUCUGAAUGUCAUUGUCCGUCAUUGACCAAAUUCUUCUUCGAUUACACAAAGGCAUUGAGAGUUCUAAAACUGAAUAAGAAUUUUCUAGGGAAAAGCCUGGAAAACGACACAGAUGGUGAAACAUUUAAAAAUCUUGUACAUCUUGAAGAGUUAGAUUUGUCUGACAACCAAAUUCAAAACUUGCCAGUAAAAAUCUUCAAGAACCUACGAAAUAUUCAUAGAAUUAAACUGAAAUCAAAUUUCUUGACGGAAUGGAAUGUAAACGUACACCACAUGUGGAACCUAACAGAAAUUGAUCUUUCCGGGAACUUACUGCGACAGCUAAAUGGAAAGGCUAUGAUCUCGUUUUCGGAACUAUUCAAAAGGAAAACCUCUAUGACCAUUUCUCUUGCGUAUAAUCCCUUUGCUUGCACAUGUGAAUCAAAACAGUUUAUACAGUGGUCUUUCCAAAACCGAAAAUACAUAUCAGAUUUUCAAAACAUCACAUGCACGCUUGAUAAUGGAACUAGCAUCGAACUUCAAAGUGCUGUAGGAUUUCUUGAUGUGUACUGCACAAAUUAUCAGCUGGUUACAUUCCUAGUAUCCUCCCUUAUAAUUUUCUUUGUUGUAAUAACCAUCACCGGUUUGGUUUACCGUUACCGAUGGAAACUGCGCUAUAUAUAUUACAUGACAAGAAACAAAUACCGGUUAUCAAGUCCAUUGCAGAGAGACACGUUUACAUUUGAUGCUUUCAUAUCAUACGCUGAAGAGGAUGGCGACUUUGCUGUGAACGAGUCAAUUGCCCAGCUAGAGAAUUUAAGAGGCCUGCAGCUGUGCCUCAGUAAAAGAGAUUUUCGACCGGGUACUGAAAUCGCUGCCAAUAUCACAGAAGCCAUUACUAAAAGCCGGAAAACAAUAAUAGUUCUAUCAGACAAUUUUCUUAACUCUUACUGGUGCAUGUUUGAAUUCAAUAUGGCACGAAUGGAGAGUAUAUAUACACGGAGUGGUAAAGAUGUUCUGUUUCUCAUUAUGUAUCGGCAUGUUUCUACUAAAACAUUGCCUUUAUCAAUGUUGGCUCUGGUAGAAAGUAGAUCCUAUAUUGAAUAUCCUGAUGACCCCCAGGGAAACAUUGUUUUCUGGGAUAAAAUAGCAGAGACUUGUUCAAGACCAUUGUAAAUGCUGCUUUAUUAUGAAUUACUUGUAUCUGAGUUAACAGUCAUUUUCAAUUGUAAGAAUUUUUGGUCUAAGAAAAGGAGUAAAAGAGCACAUCAAGAAUUCAUAGUCUCUAUGUGUCUGUCAUUUAGAAGAAUUAAGAUCGUGAUUCAUUUACUAUGAACUAAUGUUCGUUAAACGAGCAAAGGGCUAUUUUUAUAAACUGUUUUAUAGUCUUGAAGAAGGAUAUGGAGAUAACGAACAGUAUUCAAUAUCAAAGUCCAUAAAACAAUACAAAAUAGGAGAAGAAC
This is a messenger RNA of Saccostrea cuccullata (small rock oyster), 2805 nucleotides long. Its product is annotated as toll-like receptor 4. Gene Ontology annotation, cellular component: plasma membrane. The coding region runs from base 20 to 2518 and encodes 832 amino acids. Gene Ontology annotation, molecular function: transmembrane signaling receptor activity; protein binding. The transcript has a single exon. The record is from RefSeq and is a predicted model, not a curated record. NCBI's taxonomy places the organism in Eukaryota, Metazoa, Mollusca, Bivalvia, Ostreida, Ostreidae. Gene Ontology annotation, biological process: toll-like receptor signaling pathway; inflammatory response; immune response.